AUGGGGGAUGUGUCCAUCUCCGUGCCCACAGAUGGCUCAUGGAGCCAGUACGACAAUCCCCAUCGACCCGUCAAAGAGAUAUCAGCAUACGGGCCAGGCUACGUACCCGGCUGUUCUCCACAAGACCCGACUCCCCGCCCACUGAACGAGGAGGACCCGGAAGACGACGCCAGAAGCGUAUGCAGUGCGGCUUCAACAAGCUCACGGCGGAGCUCACUAUCUCUCGGAAGCCUGCGACCGGGCCGGCUCUCCGUCCGUCUCGCCUCGCGUCCCAAACAACUGCGGGGCGAGACCCAGAUAGAAAGAGACGCCCACCGCUCCGAGCAAAAGCGAAAUGAGUUUGCCUACCGACCAAUCCAACAAGACUACACCUCCGAAGUAAUCGAAAAGACCACCCAGCCCAGCAAUCGCUUCAGGUACAUUCCCACCAACGGACGACUCCGCGCAGCCAUUCUGUCAACUCGCCCCGCAGCCCCCACUCGCGGCGCGGCUCCUUGUCCGAGUCUCAGUGAUCGGCGAUACAGCGGCGGUCGCGACCGUGAUCAAUAUACUCCCGCCAUCCGAGGGAGCACCUACUACGAGGAGGACCGUCACAGUCUGCACUCCAGUAGCUUUCGUGAUAGCUCGGAUAGCUCUAGUUCGCGGUGGAAUUAUGGGCUGCCGCCUAGACGGCGUACGUCGCCUUUUGUUCCGGCUGAUAGCAAGAGGGCUUCUUCAAUCUCAAAGCCUAUGACAUUGGCUAUGGUUCCUGACCCUGAUGAUCUUUACGAGUAA
Messenger RNA from Penicillium mononematosum, 774 nucleotides. RefSeq lists its product as uncharacterized. The record is from RefSeq and is a predicted model, not a curated record. The transcript is spliced from 2 exons. Lineage: Eukaryota; Fungi; Ascomycota; Eurotiomycetes; Eurotiales; Aspergillaceae. The coding region runs from base 1 to 774 and encodes 257 amino acids.